AUGAAGAGCGCUUCCGCUAGCUGUCCAACGUGCGAAACUAAUUUAAAGGACAAGCAAGACGCACUGAAUAAAUGUGUGGAGUAUGAAAAUACAAUAAAACGUCUUGAAGAUGAAAAAUUAAGUCUAAUAACAGCUAUUAGACUUUUACAGGAAGAUUCGCAAAGCAUCCACUCCAAAACGGACAAGAUUCCGGCAAAUUCUGGUCCAUGGGAAAAAGUUAAUCGAAACGGCAAGCGAAAUAAUAAUAACAGUCAAGAUCAAGCCCAAACGAUGCAGAAGGACAUGGCGUAA
Paramuricea clavata is the source of this 291-nucleotide messenger RNA. The record is from the annotation of a GenBank genome assembly. Lineage: Eukaryota; Metazoa; Cnidaria; Anthozoa; Malacalcyonacea; Plexauridae.